GGCGCAGGGGCGCGCGGGAGAACGCGCAUGCGCGCUCUUGCCUGGUUUGUCCCCCGUGCGCCGCCGUCCCUCGGCCGUAAAGCGCCGUCGACCGUCGGAGUGUUUGCUGCAGCAGCAGAGGUCACAACAACAAACCGAUCAGCAUGGGAGGAGAUCACGGCGGCGGGAAGCUGUCCAUGCCGGACUGGCGGCAGUGGAAAGUGCAGGGAACGCCCAUGGAGUUCACCCAGCAGCGUCUGGCAGCGCGGGGCCUCAAGGACCCCUGGGCGCGCAACGAGGCGUGGAGAUAUUCCGGCGGCUUCGCUCGCGCCGUGACUCUGUCAGAUGUUCUACUGAAAGGAUUCAAAUGGGGUUUUGCUGCUUUUACCGUCGCUCUGGCCAUAGAGUACGCCAUGUUUCCACCAAAGAAGGGUGGCCACUAAUUCUCCCCGUCGUCUCUCAACCCAACUCCACACCUGAUGCAGUGUAAUGAUGUGUAGAAUAAUAUGUUCAUUAAAUAUCUUUUUGAUCACCA
Cololabis saira (Pacific saury) is the source of this 514-nucleotide messenger RNA. RefSeq names its product NADH:ubiquinone oxidoreductase subunit B3 (gene ndufb3). The transcript has 3 exons. Lineage: Eukaryota; Metazoa; Chordata; Actinopteri; Beloniformes; Belonidae. The coding region runs from base 144 to 422 and encodes 92 amino acids. Gene Ontology annotation, biological process: mitochondrial respiratory chain complex I assembly; electron transport chain. The record is from RefSeq and is a predicted model, not a curated record. Gene Ontology annotation, cellular component: mitochondrion.